Brenthis ino (lesser marbled fritillary) is the source of this 1284-nucleotide messenger RNA. The record is from the annotation of a GenBank genome assembly. Lineage: Eukaryota; Metazoa; Arthropoda; Insecta; Lepidoptera; Nymphalidae.
AUGGCUACUAAGUUAUUAGCACUCAGAAAUGUAGUCAAUAAACCACUAAAUUUAUUUAUAAACAAUAUAUCGCAAUAUCAGUAUGAAUAUAACCUAAAAAAAUUUAGUACAACUACCAUUGCUUGUGUUAACUUUUUUAAUAAAUUGCCUGCAGAAAAAUUAUGGAAAUCUGUAACAUCUGUAAGUAAUGCUGGAGCAAAAAAGGGUCGUGGUAAAGGUACGGGAAGAAUUCGGAUUCGAGAUUUAAAUCGCGGUCAAAUGAUUGGCAUUGGAAAAAUUAACAUGUUAUGGCCAGGCUUGUCAGCACCUGUUAUAAGAGGAAGAGAACUGCUUAAACAACAAAGAUUACCAGAUGAUCCAGAAAGAAUGGAAAAACUGAUAAAAUUAAGAGAUUCAAUGACCAAAUUUCGUCGCAUGAGAUUAAGCCCAAUUGAAAGGGGUUGGUCAGGUUCUCGAAUGCCAGGUCGCAGCAUUGGACCACCAGAUGCUGUUGUAGAUGAGGAGUUCACUGGUUUUGAUACUAAAGUUCUUCAACUUAGAUCUCUUCUUAUCAUGAAAGGCAGUUUGGGUCGUACAAGAAAUUUUCAAGCUAUGGUGGUCACAGGUAAUGGCCAAGGCCUUGCAGGAUUUGGUAUUGGUAGAGCAAAGGAAGCACCUGCAGCACUUAGAAAGGCAAAGAAUAGGGCUGGAAAGAAAUUGAUGAAUUUUGAAAUAUACAAUGGACAUACUGUUUUUCAUGAUUUCUUCACAGCAUUUGGUAGAACUAAAAUAUAUGUUCAAAAGAAAAAUGAAGGUUAUGGUUUAAUGUGUCACAGAGCUAUCAAAGAGAUUUGUCAAGCAAUAGGAAUUAAGGAUCUUAGAGCCAAGCUUGAAGGCUCCAAUAAUUUACAGCACAUUGUCAAAGCUUUCUUUAUUGGACUUUUGCAACAGAGAACACACCAACAACUUGCUGAAGAAAAGAAAUUACAUUUAGUAGAAUUCAGAGAAGAAAAUGAGAACUAUCCUACAGUUGUUGCCAGUCCUUCAUAUGUUAGAACAAAAGAGGAGAUAUCUAAAGAUGAGACCCUGGACUUCACUCAAUAUGUGAUGAAUGAUAAAGUAAUCCUACAGAGAAAGAAAUUCCCAAGAUUUUAUGAAACAAUGCCACAUUAUGAAAUCUUCCUUAAAAAAUAUGAAAAAUAUAGGAACCAUGAAAAGAUACGUCUAAACUUGAAAACUGAAUAUGGUGAAGUAAAAAGUUUCCUGAAUGACAAGUACCCUGAGGAAAAAGUUGAAAAAGAUUCU